AUUAUUACUACAACAAAUCCUGAAAUAUAUUUUGUGAAGAUGGGAAUUAGAUACUUAGGCUUUGCAAUGUUUGUGUUUGUUUCAUGGUUUCUAGUGUUAGGGAUCACUGCUGCUGAUUCAACCUGCUCAUCACCCAAUGAUCCAACAAUAAUUUUACCAAAAUGCACAAAAUACAUCCAAAGAUUUGGCCCAAAAAUUCCACCUACUAAACAAUGUUGCGCAGCCAUGAAAAUGAUUGAUAUCUCAUGCUUCUGCCACAAUCCACCCUUUAAAUUUGAAACUAUUAUCAGCAUGAGUAGAUUUGUGUAUGCAGCUACUACUUGUGGAAUAAAAACUCCUCCACCAGGAACCAAGUGUGGAAGUUAUACUAUUCCUGCUCCUCCUCAGCUUGUUAUUCCCAAUUCUCCUCAUCCGCCUCCAUCGCCUCCAUUUCGCCGUUCUUCUCAGCUUCUUGAUCUUUGUUUUUCUCAUCAGGUUCUCGUCCCAUGCCAUGACUGUCGAUAUUCAAGACCUACAACUUCAUCAAAUAUCUUGGAAUCUAUUUCUAUGUAAUGAAUAAAUAAGUUGAUACUACAUGUUGUGUCUUUUAAAUUAUUUACUAUUGUGUUUUUUUUUAAUUUGAUUUGUAUAAUCAUGUGAUUGGAUUUCAAUAUUAAUCUCUAUUAUUAUUGGUUGAAAAAAGUUAUUACGUGUAUUUUACUGUAAUUUUUUUCCUAUAGAAAUA
Vicia villosa (hairy vetch) is the source of this 724-nucleotide messenger RNA. RefSeq lists its product as uncharacterized. The coding region runs from base 40 to 552 and encodes 170 amino acids. The record is from RefSeq and is a predicted model, not a curated record. NCBI's taxonomy places the organism in Eukaryota, Viridiplantae, Streptophyta, Magnoliopsida, Fabales, Fabaceae. The transcript is spliced from 2 exons.